Molecule: messenger RNA, 981 nt
Organism: Malus domestica (apple)
Lineage: Eukaryota; Viridiplantae; Streptophyta; Magnoliopsida; Rosales; Rosaceae
Source: RefSeq, a predicted model, not a curated record
AUGAGUCGAGCAGAAGGAAUAACGGCCCAAACCCAUAGGUCACGACCGGGGCAGUCAAAAAUUCCAUUGCCCCAACAGAGGCAAAUUCAAGAAGAAGUUGAUAGGCUCCUAACUGAACGACUGCGCAAUUUCCAACGAAACGAGGCUGCUGACGAUGCACUUCGACAAGACAUGACCAACAUAAGCAUGUUACCAUUCACGAAUGAGAUCAAGUGGAUAGAUCCACCUCGUGGGUUCAUUAUGCCUCACUUCAUUCCGUAUAAAGGAGACGAAGAUCUAGAUCGACGUCUCAAAUAUUAUCGCAAUACCAUGAUCCUCUACAAGAACAACGAUGCGUUUAUGUGCAAAAUUUUUGCCACAACUCUACAAGGCGAGGCGCAAGACUGGUUUCACACUCUACUGCCGCAGUCGAUCUGGAGUUUUAAUGAACUUUCCUUUGUUUUCACUAAGGAGUAUUCGUUUAACCGCUCAAUCAAAAUGACAUCCAACCAUCUCUUCAGCAUCGUAAAAGACCCUCGGGAGACAAUUCAUGACUAUGUCAAGAGGUUCAAGUUGGAGAAGGCUAAGAUUGAUAGCUGCAACGAAGACAUAACAAUGGCAGCAUUCAAAAAUGGACUUCUCACCGAACAUCCUUUAUUUGAAAAAUUGAUCAUGGGAGAAGAAUUGACCCUAGCAGCUUCGUAUGCUUUGGCAGAAAAGCAUGCAUUAUGGGAUGAGGCAAAGCAGUCUAACAAAAAUGAGUCAGAAAAUACGCACAUAGAACGUUCCCCGACCAGAGAAGACUCAGCACUUGAAACAUUCACCAAGUUCACAGUUCCAAUCGGUCAAAUUCUUCGCAAGCUCAAGAAUGAACCUUGGUUCGAACUGCCGCCACCCAUGAAAUGUGAUCUUACCAGGCUGGAUUAUACAAAAUAUUGCGCAUUCCAUCAAGGACCAGGCCACAUUACCAACGACUGCUUGAAGUGGAAGCAGUACAUUUGA